Messenger RNA from Phytophthora infestans T30-4, 456 nucleotides. Its product is annotated as glycoside hydrolase-like protein. NCBI's taxonomy places the organism in Eukaryota, Oomycota, Peronosporomycetes, Peronosporales, Peronosporaceae. The transcript is spliced from 3 exons. Gene Ontology annotation, biological process: glucan catabolic process. The coding region runs from base 1 to 456 and encodes 151 amino acids. Gene Ontology annotation, molecular function: beta-glucosidase activity. The record is from RefSeq and is a predicted model, not a curated record.
AUGAUCUGUGUGAGCACCCAGUGCGCUUCGGGUGACUACUGCGAGCCGCAGUGGAUCUUCGGACAUGGUCUCAGCUACACGAACUUCACCUACUCCGACAUGGCCAUCAGCACCACCAACGCCACCUCAAGCUCCGAUUCUAUCAACGUGUCUGUGACAGUGACCAAUUCCGAUACUGCGGCUGGAAAGGAGACCGUGAUGCUAUUUCAGACGCAGCUGUACCGACUCAUUUCGGCUCCCGAGGUCAAACAGUUGAAGGAAUUCUCAAAGAUCAGUCUGCAUGCGGGUGUUUCACAGACGUUCGAGCUGACUGCGGCGGACUGGAGCGUCUACUACCCUCAGAUCGGUCAGGAUUUGAAGCUUACCGCGGCAUGUACUGCUGCUGCGAACCCUCUGUGCGCGACGUUCACGUUGUCGACGGGCGAGUACUCGUUCGGCUCGCUGAUUGCGGAGUAG